UGCGAGGAAACGAAACUAGCUUCCUCCAUCCUCCCCUCCCGGCGCCGCCCCCGAGCCUCAAAGCCCCCGAGCCCCAGCAUGGAGCGGGUCCGCACUCCGGGUCCGGCGAUUCCACCGUACGAGCCUCUGAUGGACGGGCUGGGCAUGGAGGAGAAGACCCGCAGCACGGUGGUGACGGUGGAGAAUCCCCUGGUGCCUCCUCCCCGCGACCACCUGGCCUGGUCGCUGUGCACCACGCUGUAUGCCAACGUCUGCUGCCUCGGCUUCCUGGCGCUCGUCUUCUCCGUGAAGUCCAGAGAUCGCAAAGUCCUGGGUGACUACAGUGGGGCGCUCAGUUAUGGCUCCACUGCCAAGUACCUGAACAUCACGGCCCAUCUGAUCAACGUCUUCCUCAUCAUCCUCUUCAUCGCCCUGGUUGCCAGCGGCACCAUCGUGGUGGCCAACAUCUUCAACCGCUACCAGCAGCAGCACCCCGAAUUCAUUGGACCCACUUAGUUGCAUUCCAUGGGCAAAGCUUCACUUGGGGCCAUGCUUUCCUUGCUUCUUUCAAUCCCCUCUCCAGUCACCAUAUAGAAAAGCACCUCAAGACACUCCUUGCUCUGGCAGGAACCCGCAAAAACUGGCUGUAGGAAUAGGAACCCGCAGACUUUGCCGCUUGCCACCUCACUCUGCCUUUUUGCUAUUGCUCCAAGUGCCUGUAAAAGCCCUAAGGGAAGCACCUCAUCUGUAAAAACAAACAAAACAAAAACACAGUAAAGGUAUCUUUCACUUUUG
Meleagris gallopavo (turkey) is the source of this 774-nucleotide messenger RNA. RefSeq names its product dispanin subfamily A member 2b-like. The record is from RefSeq and is a predicted model, not a curated record. Gene Ontology annotation, cellular component: plasma membrane. Lineage: Eukaryota; Metazoa; Chordata; Aves; Galliformes; Phasianidae.